Molecule: messenger RNA, 1092 nt
Organism: Colletotrichum godetiae
Lineage: Eukaryota; Fungi; Ascomycota; Sordariomycetes; Glomerellales; Glomerellaceae
Product: 2-nitropropane dioxygenase
Exons: 2
Coding region: 1-1092 (363 amino acids)
Molecular function (GO): nitronate monooxygenase activity
Source: RefSeq, a predicted model, not a curated record
AUGGCCAUCUCGAGACUGGUAUCGUGGUUCCCCCACGUCAAGGCGCCCGUCAUCAUCAACGCGCCGAUGCUGGGGUCAGCCGGCGCCGCCAUGGCAACUGAAGUUCACAAAGCUGGUGGUUUCGGGUUCAUCGCCGCGGGCUUCGACUUCUCAGAGUCCUCAGCCCAGAUGACGGACCUAGACAAGGCCCUCACCCAAGCCCGCACCCUCCUCUCGCUCCCGGCCGCCGACGGCAGCGGCAGCAGCAGCGGUGCGGGAGGACUCCCGCUAGGCGUAGGCUUCAUCACGUCCCACGAGACAGCCGGCCACUUCGCAGCCAACGUCCUCCCCAUCCUCGUCCGCCACGGCGUCGCAGCAGCCUGGCUCUUCGCCCCGCACCCCGAGACCAAGCCGCACGGCGAAAUCAUCGCCGCGCUCCGCGGCAAGGGCACCAAGGUCUUUGUGCAAGUCGGCAACGUCGCGGCGGCGCGGGAAGCGGCCGCUGACGGCGCGGACGUCAUCGUCGCGCAGGGGGUCGAUGCCGGCGGGCACCAGUUCUCGCGGGGCUGCGGCGUGGUCGCGCUGGUGCCCGAGGUGAAGACCAUGCUGGCGGCCGAGUUCCCCGACCGGGACGUCGCUGUCGUCGCGGCGGGCGGGAUCGUGGAGGGCAGCGGGGUGGCGGCGGCGCUGGCACUGGGGGCUGAGGGGGUUGUGUUGGGGACGAGGUUUGUUGCGACGGACGAGGCGAUGAGCGCGCAGUUGCAUAAGGAAGUUAUUGUGAAGACGAAGGAUGGUGGGGUGAGUACGUGGAAGUCGGAGUUUCAUGAUCGGUUGGUGGAUAAUAAGCUGUGGAAGGAUGGGUAUGAUGGGAGGGCGAUUGUGGGGGAUAUUCAUCGGGAGUAUCACGCUCUUGGCGGCCAGACGGCGACGGUGGAGGAGAGUCGGGAGAGGUUGCGGACGGGGUGGAGUGAGGAGGAAGGGAAGAAGAUGAUUGGGAAGUGGGCUGGUGCUGGGCUUGGGCUUAUUGAUGAGAUCAAGCCGGCUGGGGUGGUGGUUACAGAGGUGAGAGAGGCUGCGAGGAAGAGGAUUCAGGAGCUGAUUGGGUCGAUUUGA